AUGAAGCUGACGGCCUACAUCAUUUCCGUGCUGGCUCUGGGAGCCUACGCCGCCCCUGCCGCCAUUAAUGGAGGUGAACCUCUCGCCCUCGAGGCUCGUGGCCCAGCGAGCGCGCCUCCUCCACCUCCCCCGGCUCCUGAGAAGGGCGGUGCUGCCCCUCCUCCUCCGCAGGCAAGGGACGUUGAUAUUGGGACGAGGGACCCCCAGGGGCGUCCUCCACCUCCCCCGGCUCCUAAGAAGGGCGGUGCUGCCCCUCCUCCUCCGCAGGCAAGGGACAUUGAUAUUGAAGCGAGGGACCCCCAGGGGCGUCCUCCACCUCCCCCGGCUCCUAAGAAGGGCGGUGCUGCCCCUCCUCCUCCGCAGGCA
Molecule: messenger RNA, 366 nt
Organism: Diaporthe amygdali
Lineage: Eukaryota; Fungi; Ascomycota; Sordariomycetes; Diaporthales; Diaporthaceae
Exons: 2
Source: RefSeq, a predicted model, not a curated record